Molecule: messenger RNA, 660 nt
Organism: Nilaparvata lugens (brown planthopper)
Lineage: Eukaryota; Metazoa; Arthropoda; Insecta; Hemiptera; Delphacidae
Exons: 2
Coding region: 16-645 (209 amino acids)
Biological process (GO): positive regulation of Rho protein signal transduction
Molecular function (GO): actin binding
Source: RefSeq, a predicted model, not a curated record
AACGAAGGGGAAGUAAUGGAGACGUCGCGGUUGCCGGUUGGCGUCCGUCCAGGGACGAGCGACGGCCACGGUCAAGAGAAAACGUCGCCGCGUCGCGCAGCUGUUGAGUUUCGAACGCAUCAGUCGUCAGUCGUCGGUCGCUCAGUAGUCGUUGUUGCUCUGUUGGUGCGAACGCAUCAGUUGCUCAGUUGCUCCGUUGGCCGUUCAGUCACAGACCGCCUUCGCGCCAUGUCGCUGCUAGGAGAGCGCCUCGCCGACAAGGUGAGCAAGUUCAACAGCCAGAUCAACCGCCACCUCGAGAGCCAGCAGCUCAACCCUUUCAGUGGCCAGUUCAGCAGGUCGCCCUCUCCCAGGCCCUUUGCCAAGGACGAGUAUGGCAAACCAGUGGCGGGGUCGUUGACAGAGGUGCGCGGACAUCGUGCGCAGUCGCACAUCUGCAAAGAGGUGCUCGAACUGUGCGAAAUCAUCCAGGAGCUGGGCGAAUACAACAAGCGCCAGAGAGAGAAGCACCGAGACCCGAAUGACGAGGACGACGAAGAUGACAUUCCCGAUGACGGCACCAUCAUCGUCACCUUUGGAGAACUCUUCCAGGUCAGUUCAACCAUAUUUGCGACUGCUUUUAGGCAGCUGGGAACGACGACUUAACGUUUCCAUCCGAAA